AUGAGCAGGUGCUUGCGCCCCGGCCGCAUCCUGCCAUUCGGUCGCAGGCCAGCUGCUUCACGCCUCCCUUUCCUCCCAUAUCGAUCCGUAUCUCCUUUCUCCCGGCCGACUUGGACUCAAUUUACCCGGAAAACUCGCAAUGACCAAAGAGAGGUUAAUUUCCCGGAUGAAGUUCUUUUCCUACGCCGAUACAAUUUAAUCAAACACCCUCGCCUCAGGCAUGACCAGAAGAGACAUAUUGAGGAAUGGAUGCCAGUGCUGAGGGAUUGUAUACCACCAAAAAUUGCCAAGCCACCAGAUGUCGCCCAACCUGCAGGCCAGCCCAGGCGGCUUCAACCACUGCGCGAAUCUGAAUAUGAGCUUGAUCGGACCCAUGCUCUACUGGGGUGCCUAUGGGAUGGAAGGGUUCAUUUUGAAUUUCAACUCCUUGCGCAUCUCGGAUUUGCGCACCAUGAGUGGUCUAAUGUGCAGGCUCUUUUGAACAGCAUGAUCGACACGUAUGAGUUGCUAGCUUCUCAUAUGCCUCCUAAACACCCUUCGGCUGGGCUUGAUUGGAACAGACCAUUUCGCGUGCGCCGCAGAGAUGAGUCAACAUCCGACUUGGUGUCUCCCAUCACCGAGGAGGUCUCCCUCAGCAAGCUCACGGGAGGCACAAAAUCAUCAUCCCCUUGGAAAUGGUCUCGUCUACAACCUCUUUCAUCAGAUAACAUUUCUCUUGAUACUCUGACGGUGGAACCUGCACCGAGAUUCUUUGGAGAGAGAAUUUUGGCUGAAGUACUUGCAAACCUCGGCUCUCUGGUUUUGUAUGCUGCACGCAGUCGGUCAGAUGAUUCAAAGCAUGCAAUGUCCUGUGUAUUCCGAACUCUUGCCCGUUUACACCAUGCAGGCAUGAUCUCUGACAGAGUUUAUCAAUAUCCGAAACCAGAUGCCAGCCAGAUUGUGUUCCGCCCGCCAGGGCUCCAUUUUUUGUCAAGUUCCAUAAUGAGCGUUUUGUCCGACGCGGCGUGGCAUGAACAUGAAACAGCAGUGGCCGCUGCGGCCGCUGAUGUAGGAGAGCCGUCGCCUUUCAUUCCUUACAUGCCGGGAAUUCGAGAGCUGGGUCCCGAGAUCUGGCUUGAGCUCAUUCUAUGGUGUUGUGUGGAGCAUGGGUUUUGCAGAACAGGCACACUACUCGUGCAUCAAAUGGCCCGGCUUAGCGAAUGGAAAGCUGAGAGUUGGGCACCUCUAAUAAAUGACCUUGAUACAGUACAGCAAACUAAUGUCAGUAUCGAGCAAUCAUGGCGUCGGCCAGGCCAAAACGAGAAACCCCCAACAACCAAGGGCCAAGACAAAGCACCAUUCAAUGGACUUGGGUUCCGAACUAUCAGCUCCGAGGUGGUUGCGUCGCUGCGGAGUGGCUUGGCGAACAAGGCCUAUGUCGGAAUGGGAGAUCGUGGAUAUCUUCCUGAGGAUCUCACCAAUUUAUCAGCCCCUCUGACUAAACUUAUUGACCCUCCUGUGCCCAGCCGUGAAGAGCUUCGGCCAACAAACAGGUUUACCAAUUGGCACAUUGUACGGAUAUUGGCCUCGGGCUGUUUAAAGCCGUCCUCUGAUCCUGUUUCAUUUGAGCAUCUCCUAAGGUCCCAGCACAGUGUUGUUCCCCCGUGGGAAGGGAACGAGUUGAGCCUGGCACAAGUGUUGGAUGGAAAAACGCGGGCGCAGUUCUAUGAUGAAUCGGCCGCUAUGACUGGCCUGAUCGAGUUCAAUCUCAAUUAUUAUGCUCGGGACAAGCAAAGCGGACGCCUUUUCCACGAAUAUGCUUGGCUUCAAAAUAUUGCCGAUGCAAGCAAGGCACAGCACAUCCAAAGGUUUUUUGAACGGAUGAGCAAAGCCAGCGAUGAAGAAGCUUCUUUGUUGUUUGAUUUCAAAUCUUUCGAACCUCAAGAUAUCUCUCAAUCGUCUAUCCCGCAGUUAUCAUGCGCUACUUUUGCCAAUCUCCUUGACGUGGCAACUACAACCCACGCGUUUGAUUUUGGCCAACAACUACUCCUGGACAAUGGCAUUGAUGGCCCUGCCAUCCCUCAAAGCGCAUAUCGCAGCCAGGCCCUGGCACCAUCUAUUCUUCGGUUUGCAGCUGCCACUGCUAAUGUCGAGCUUGGCGAGCGUGUCAUCGCGUCGCUCGCGAUUCCUCUUUCUGUGAACACCAUUAAAUCAUUGAUCAACUUCAGUAUUGCACGAAAGGAUUGGAACCGCGUGGUGCUGAUGCUCAACUUCCUGACCGAGCACCGAGCUAAGUCCUGGGGUUACAUCAAUAUCGGCGUACUGGCAAGUGCAAUAAUUCGGCUCGAUGCAACCGUUAAACAUAAGACAUCUACCGGCACCUUGACUCAGGCAGAUACAGAAGACCUGAAACGGGCCACGGACAUCUUGCUCCGCCUUUUCCGCGGCGAGUGGCAUGCUAAUUAUACACGUGAGAAAGUCAGGAACUUCCAGCUUCGAACACUCUCUCGUAUGCACCGGGUGCUCUCCGCCAUCCCAGGUCCGCUACCGGACAUACUCAAACAAGUGGAGGCACCCAAGGAAAUUACCGGACACCACAAAGCCACUUUGAUUCCCCCAACUACAUUCCACGAGAUCUUCGCUGCCGUCGUGGAAACGCAGGGUGCUAUCGUCGGCAAGCAGCUCUGGGAUAAAGUCUGUGUUGACUGGGUAUCUCCCAAGCGCCAGCUCCAAUCUCCAGGUGGUGUUGCCCGGCUGCUGUUCAGCGACGAACGGGCCAAUUCACACGGUUCCCCAGGAUGGGACGCAGAUUACGUCAACCAUGUCCGAAGCAAAGCCACGAUAGCAGACCUCAACACCGUCCGCAUCCUCGCACGAAGUGCCGUCCGAGAAUAUGCAGAGUGCGUGAAACAAACAACGGACGAACAACCCCACCGCCACCGUCCCAGUCCCAGUUCCAGUAUACCCCAAACCAAAACCACCGACCCUCACAACACCACCUCUUCCUCCCCCUUUUCCUCCUUCGUCUACGACCCCACCAUUCCAUAUACACCCUCCAUCUCCCGCAAGGAAUACCCCUACCAAUUAAAGUCCGGCAAGAUGCCCCAAACAGAGCUCGAGUCCAUUCUAGACUUCUGUCUCGAGACCUUCCUCAAAUUCGGUCUCCCGGAAGACCAGGUCGACAUCGAGAUCCCUGGCCACAUGCGCCGCAUGCAGCUCAGAAAAGUCUUUUCUUCGCCUACACGCAGACCUGUUAGGAUGCGGAUCAAGUACAACCGGUCCGAUCCCUUCAUGAGAUCUCACUGGCCGAAGGAACUGGCGGAGACUUUGCCGAAGCCGGAGCUGGCAUCAGAGCCAAAACCAAAGUGGCCUUACGAUAAUCACAAGAUGUAG
This is a messenger RNA of Penicillium samsonianum, 3372 nucleotides long. RefSeq lists its product as uncharacterized. The record is from RefSeq and is a predicted model, not a curated record. The coding region runs from base 1 to 3372 and encodes 1123 amino acids. The transcript has a single exon. NCBI's taxonomy places the organism in Eukaryota, Fungi, Ascomycota, Eurotiomycetes, Eurotiales, Aspergillaceae.